Aptenodytes forsteri (emperor penguin) is the source of this 3405-nucleotide messenger RNA. It is a transcript of the gene INTS10, whose product is annotated as integrator complex subunit 10. Gene Ontology annotation, biological process: snRNA processing. Lineage: Eukaryota; Metazoa; Chordata; Aves; Sphenisciformes; Spheniscidae. Gene Ontology annotation, cellular component: integrator complex. The record is from RefSeq and is a predicted model, not a curated record. The transcript has 16 exons. The coding region runs from base 11 to 1927 and encodes 638 amino acids.
GCAGUAUGAGAUGUACACUAUUGAGCGGAAUGCUGAAAGGACAGCGUCUGCGGGCAGGCUGCUCUAUGACAUGUUUGUGAAUUUUCCAGACCAACCUGCUGUAUGGAGGGAGAUAAGUGUUAUUACAUCAGCAUUAAGGAAUGACUCACAGGACAAGCAGACACAAUUUUUAAGAGGAUUAUUUGAAACCCUUCCUGGUCGGGUCCAGUGUGAAAUGUUACUGAAGGCCACAGAGCAGUGUUUUAACACAUUAGAAAGGGCAGAAAUGCUACUACUACUUCUGCGACGUUUCCCAGAGACUGUGGUGCAACACGGGGUAGGCCUUGGAGAAACUUUAUUAGAUGCUGAAAGUAUUGAAGACCAAGAAUCCCCAGUGAAUUGUUUUAGAAAAUUAUUUGUUUGUGACGUUCUUCCUCUAAUAAUUAACAACCCUGAUGUUCGACUUCCUGCCAGCUUGUUAUAUAAGUAUCUGAAUAAAGCAGCGGAAUUUUAUAUUAACUAUGUAACUAGAUCGACACAGACAGAAAGCCAAUAUCAAGGUUCACAAGAUUCCUCUGAUAUUAUGUCUCCAAGCAAGCGUAGCUCUCAGAAAUAUGUAAUUGAUGGUCUCACAGAGAAAUCAUCCCAGAUUACAGAUCCUUGGGAGAGGCUAUUUAAAAUAUUGUCUGUGGUGGGAAUGAGGUGUGAAUGGCAAAUGGAUAAGGGAAGAAGAAGUUUUGGUGAUAUUUUGCAUCGAAUGAAAGACCUCUGCAGAUACAUCAGUAACUUUGAUAGUGAUGCACAUGCUAAAUAUAAGAAUCAAGUAGUGUAUUCCACGAUGUUGGUCUUCUUUAAAAAUGCAUUCCAGUAUGUCAGCAACAUCCAGCCAUCACUCUUUCAAGGUCCAAAUGCUCCAAACCAAGCCCCACUGGUUCUUCUCGAGGAUGUGACCAACAUCUAUGGCGAUACAGAUAUUGAUCGUAACAAACACAUACACAAAAAGAGGAAACUUGCUGAAGGAAGAGAAAAAACAAUGCAGAGCUCAGAUGAUGAGGAUCCUUCUGGGAAGGCACGAAGUCGCCAUAUUACAGUAAACAAGGCAGAUCUUGCAAACUCUAUUGAAGUAUUAGAGAGCUUUAAACUGGCAAGAGAGAGCUGGGAGCUGCUCUAUUCUCUGGAAUCACUCGACAAAGAGUUCACCAGAAUUUGUUUGUCAUGGAAGACAGACACCUGGCUUUGGUUAAGAAUCUUUCUUACAGACAUGAUCAUCUACCAGGGGCAGUACAAAAAAGCAAUUAGCAGCCUACAUCACUUGGCAGCUCUUCAGGGCUCUCAUUCUCCACAGCAAAUUACAGGACAAGGAUCACUAGAAAAUCAGAGAGCACUAAUCCAGUUAGCAACAUGCCACUUUGCCCUUGGAGAAUAUCGGCAAACAUGUGAAAAAGUGCUUGACCUCAUGUGCUGCAUUUUACUUCCAAUACAAGAAGGAGGUAAAGUACAAGAGGAGCAACCUAAAGUAAAGUCUAAGUUCAGGAAAGGGUCUGAUCUGAAACUUUGGCCGUGUACCAGUAGAGCUAUCAUGCCUUACUGCCUUCACCUAUUGUUAGCUUGUUUCAAGCUCAGAGCUUUCACAGACAGCAGAGAUGAUAUGGCGCUGGGCCACGUAGUUGUUCUGCUUCAGCAUGAGUGGCCAAGGGGUGAGAACUUGUUCCUGAAAGCCAUCAACAAAAUCUGCCAACAAGGAAACUUCCAGUAUGAGAAUUUUUUCAACUAUGUCACAAAUAUUGAUAUGUUGGAGGAAUUUGCUUAUUUAAGAACACAGGAAGGAGGGAAAAUUCAUCUGGAACUGCUGCCAAAUCAAGCAAUGUUGAUCAACUGUUACAUGACACACAUCUUCAAAAGCGCUGCUGGCUUGCUCAGUAGCUGUAGGUUGCAUAUUCUCCUUUAGGUUGUAAUUGACCAUAGCACUUGGCUGCUAGCUAUGUUUAAGACAGUGAAGAUGGAAAACAGGGCUUAUCCCAUAACCUCUGGAUAUGCUGGAGUGUUUUCAGUGCAGUUUUGCUUCACUCAGCCUAGCUCAUCAAUGAAUUGCCCAGUAGUCUGCAGGCUAGUCUCUUCUUUGCCUUUUCCAUGUGUUACAGAGGUCUCUACUGUUUUGCAGAGAAGUCUCUUCUCAAAUGCUGGACUUGCUGAUUUAAGUGAAGGUGGGGUGGUAUUGUUGGUGAGGGUAAUUCCCAGACUUUUCCCUUUCUCGUUUCCAGCAUCUCUGGAUUGGCGUAGAUGCCCUCACCCUUUAUUUUUUUUUAUUUCCUUUCUGUCUUUCAGUGUGCUUGCUGGGUUCGGUCCAGCUCUUCCCUUCUUACCCAUGAUUCAGGACUUGUCUCAACGUUAGCAUUAUGCUUUUCUCUCUAAUUUAAUUUAUGCUGCUCCUUUAGUAGUGCUAGGGCUCUCAUUUCAAGGUGUAUCUUUUGCGUCCCUUCCCAGCUAGGGCUUGCAGGUAGAUGUUACAAAGUCUAGAUCUUACUUAACCAGUUCUGGACCAGUGCAAGUAAAGUGUAGUGCUUUAGUGCUGCAGAACAUUGUUUUAAGGACAAGAUUUAGGUAUUGAGUGCUACAGGCCAGCAUGAGGACAAAGAACUGUUCAUAAGAACGGCCUUUAGCAGGGCAAUAGCCCAAGAGUUUCCCCAGCCAGCAUUGCUUUAGCUUGCUCAGUAGCUGGACCUUUGUUCUGUUUGAAAAUAAGUCCUGAACUUCUGCUCAGAAUAAAUGUAAUCCCUGCCUGGCGUCUAGCAUCUCUACAAGAGCCGGCUUCUACUGACGCAGACUCACAGCCUGGCUUGAUUUGGGCUUUGUGUUGGCCUGUGAAGUGUUCAUUGCACCUUUCAUUAGUCAAAGAGUUAUCAGUGCCCACAGGAUUAUAUAGCUCCUUCCUGCACUUUCCUACUGGUACAGGAUGCCCUCUGCUCUUUAUGGUGGCAGCCAUCUGUCCCCUUCCUCCAGAGAAAGCAGGUUCAUCUUUUCACUCUUCUUUCAACCCGAACCAUUUAUAGAAGUGAUUAUAACGAGGAAGUGGCCUGGGCAGCAAAGGUAGAGAGAAAAGAAAAAUUCCUUUCCCCAAGCAAGGAGAAUUCUGUACGUGCUGGGUUAAGCGAACAGUUCUUCCUGUUAGCCAGAACAGCAACUUUUUUUUUCCCCCCAACAGUCAUAAUCAAAGCAGUGAGAGCAUAGAGUUUUGUGGAACUUGCAACUGUUGAGAGACUUGUAAGCUACUAAACACAUGAUUUUUAAAAAAUAGCAUAGCACAGGCUAUUUGGCUCUCCUUAUAUAAACUUGGGUAUGGACAGUAGAUACAUAGUAAGUGACAUGCAGCACCUUUUAAAUUACUGUAGUGCACCAAAUAACCGUUCUUUGAUUUUGUCUGUCUCU